Mytilinidion resinicola is the source of this 1547-nucleotide messenger RNA. Its product is annotated as WD repeat-containing protein JIP5. The transcript is spliced from 2 exons. Gene Ontology annotation, molecular function: protein binding. The record is from RefSeq and is a predicted model, not a curated record. Bases 31 to 1311 code for a protein of 426 amino acids. Lineage: Eukaryota; Fungi; Ascomycota; Dothideomycetes; Mytilinidiales; Mytilinidiaceae.
CCCCACAAAACACCACUCCAUGCAUCGCCAAUGUUCGACACUAUAUGCACUCUCCCGCUGACCUCGGACCUCUUUGCCCAGGCCAUCCACCCGUCUGAGCCAAUUGUCUCGGUUGGCCUUGCGGGUGGACAUGUCCAGACCUACCGUCUGCCCCCAGUAGCCUUCGAUGGCAGCUCCGGCGGCGAUGUCAUUGCGUCGGAGAACGGCUUUGGUACCGUAGACACAGAGUGGAGGACCCGGAGACAUAAGGGUAGCUGCAGGACGCUCGCUUUUAGCGUUGACGGAUCCCAACUGUAUUCUGCUGGCACCGAUGGCCUAGUAAAAGCCGCCGACUCAAUGACGGGACAGGUCGUCUCGAAGAUUGUUAUACCGCUUGACGCGACUACAAACAAGACGGAUGCGCCUGCCCUGCUCCACUGCCUAUCACCACAAACGCUACUCCUAGCUACCGAUUCCUCCGCCCUACAUCUAUACGAUCUUCGUGCGCCACACUCGCAACUCGCGUCAAGACCCAGUCAGACCCAUCAUCCCCACGACGAUUAUAUUGCCUCUCUGACCCCACUGCCACCCUCCGCUGCUAGCACCAGUGGCUUCAGCAAACAAUGGGUCACCACGGGCGGGACUACUCUCGCUGUGACUGAUCUUCGGCGGGGCGUCUUAGUCCGCAGCGAAGAUCAGGAGGAAGAAAUGCUGAGCUCGGUGUUCGUGGGAGGCAUGGCUGCGAGGGGAACUAGCAAGGGAGAGAAAAUACUUGUCGGAGGAGGCAGCGGCGUGCUGACUCUGUGGGAGCGCGGUCAAUGGGAUGAUCAGGAUGAACGAAUCAUUGUCGAUCGGAAUCCCAAAGGUGGAGAAAGCCUGGACGUGUUGACAAUGGUUCCUGAAGGCGUUGGAGCAUGGGGCAAGAUCGUGGCAGUGGGACAGGGUGAUGGUCUCGUGCGAUUUGUGAGAAUCGGCCAGAACAAAGUGAUUGCACAGCUCAGGCAUGAUGGGGAGUAUGAAGAUCAGGACCACCCUGGGGAACCUGUGGUCGGCCUGGGCUUCGACGUGGGUGGGCGCAUGAUCAGUGGUGGCGGCACGAAGCUCAAGAUCUGGCACGAGAAGGUUGGGGGAAAAGACGAGGACGAGAACGAAGAGGCCGAGGCAAACGGAGUUGGCAAGAGAGACCUGAGCGACGACAGUGAUGAAGAAGAUGACGAGGACGGGGAUAGCAGUGAUGACGAGCGCAAGCGACGCAAGCGGAGGAAGCAGAACAAAGGCAAAGACAAGAUCGGGAACCACGGCAUUAUGGCAACUUUCAGCGGAUUGGAUUGAUUCACCGCGCGUAUUCGGGGCGUGACGCUGAUAGGUAGGAUACCCGUGCAUUGCAGCGCAAUCCUCACUUUUGAGGUUACUCCUGCAAUUCUCACUUUUCGGUUUAGUAUGUUUUAGUACUCCAGUUUGGUCGGUCCAAGCCUUCUCUUCUCAAUCAGGCCCAUAACUUGAUAUUUCAAGCUUUUAUAGUACAAUCAAAUGGAGAUCUUUCUUCCUCUAGAAGAACUGAGUGUAAU